Molecule: messenger RNA, 1389 nt
Organism: Camellia sinensis
Lineage: Eukaryota; Viridiplantae; Streptophyta; Magnoliopsida; Ericales; Theaceae
Source: RefSeq, a predicted model, not a curated record
AUACUUGAAUCCAGGGAUUGAUUGAUUGAGGGAGAGAGACAGAGAGAGAGGGAGGGAGAGGGAUUCAGGUCUCAGAGUUGAUUCCGAAAUCGGUGCCAUGAUGGAGAUGGGCCUCAUUAGAUUGUGAAGAAGUUAGUGCUGAUUCCAAAAUUUAUGAAGUAAACUCUGAGUCUGACCGAGGGAACUUACCAAACUUUGGAAAUCACCAUCUCCUUUUCUUUUCCUUUUUUUUUUUUUUGUGUUCAAAUUAUUUUGCUUGUUAAUAUUUUAUCUCAAGUUUUCAAUUUUAAUUGUUGAUAUGAUUGGAGGAAAAAUAUAUGCUGUUGCACAUCUUCUAAUGUACAACCAUGCCUAAUUAGUACAUAUUAAUGUUUGUUUGAAAGGGGAAAAAUUGAGUAUACAUAGUGCACAAAGUGGUUGCUCGAGGGUUGAACCCAUAAUCUCAAGAGGAAUGGCAAUGGAAAUAUCCUCAAAUGAUAAUUCACAGCAUUUAACUGUUUCUUCCAAUGAUGUUGACCAUCACCAUGACAAUAUGGUUCCUGAUGUUGCAGAUCAAGGAGGAAUGGAAUACAAGCAUGAGAUUGGCGAAGAAGAAGCCAGAACUAUACUUGAAGUUAUUGCUUCAACUGGGAAAUUUUGCUCUUCUCAGCUUUAUAGAAGGUCCUUCUUUUACCCUGCAGAGGCUUUGUGAGAUCCUUUUGAGUGCGAGAAGCAUUUAUCCAAAUCUCUCGAAACUUGCUCUAGCACUAGAAAAGAAUUUGUUGGUGACAUCUACUCUGACAAUCUCUGCUGAUCCAUAUCCACCUGCAAUGAUGCAAAAACCCGAGGAAAUUGACAAAAGAGAUGAGGAACCUCAGGAAAGAGGUGAGGAACCUCAGGUGGCCUCUAAUCCGGUAGAAAAUGGGGUUGAACAUGUAAUAGGUGGCAAUGAUGAAGUAACAACAGAAGUAGAGGAAGCUGAUGUUAAUGAUGAUAUGACAAUUGACAUGGAAGUUUUUGAAGAAAUAGUUGGAUCAUCAGAAUCUAAUUCUGUUCCAACUACUGGUUCUUAGCCUCCUGAUGGCCAAACUUGGCAGUACAGAAGUACUCAUAGGUCCAUGUGUCUUCUCUGAUAGGGAACCGUUGAGUUUUAAUUUCGGCUUAGAUCCAUAUAUUCUGAUUCAAAAUUUGAUUACUUUUCCGAUUUCUCAAUUAUAAGGGAUAACUGUACCGUGUUACCUUAAUAGAUAACACUUUGGUACAGCCUACUUAUAUUUCAAGCUUGGAUGCUAUUUUUUUGUCUUGGCGUUACCUUUCUAGUGUGGAACUUCGUUCAUGAAUUUAUUUGUAAGCUUACUAUUAGUUUCCUUUAACCCUCCAUUGGAUCACGGUUUAUGAUUUGCAUUUUCA